AUGUUAAUAGGUGGUGAGUUGUUCUCGCAGCGGUUCGAGCGGUACACUCUGCAUGUGACGGCGCUGUAUGAGCAGGUGGUGGUGUCAUGGGCGCUGCCGACGCAGGCCACGCGGCAGGAGGGCAUCGCCAAGGAGACCCUCGACAACCGCUGGCACUGGGUCGCGCUCCGCUACCGGCCCAACCCGCCCGCGCUCCUACUAGAGCUGGACAAAGACUCUAUGGUGAUCUCAAAUGUAACGUGGAACCCGGAGCUGCUGUCGCCGGGCGCGCUGGAGGCGGGCGGCGCGGAGGUGCUGGUGGGCAACGUGUUCAGCGGCUGCAUCCAUGAGGGGCCCCAGCUCGAGUUCCACGCGGCCAACGCACAGUUCAGCAACGUUGUCUUCGGACACUGCCCACUCUCCACCGACGAAUGUAAAGAUGGGAAGGAUGUAUUGAGGAUACCACCGAAAGACCACUGCUACAAUGAGCCGUGCAUGCGACACGGGACCUGCAUAUCCAGACACGACAGGUACGAGUGCCACUGCACGGCGCGGUACACGGGCAACAACUGCGAGGUGGACGCGGGCCCGCCGUGCGCGUCGGGGGCCUGCCUGCACGGCGCUCGCUGCCUCGAGGACGCCCGCGGCGACUACACCUGCCUCUGCACGCCGCCUUACCACGGUCGGCACUGCGAGCUGGAGGUGUCCCUGGACCCGGUGUGCGUGGCGGGCCCGUGCCGCAACAACGGCAGCUGCAGCGUGCCGCCCGGCGCCACCUCCUACGUCUGCGACUGUCCGCCAGGGUUCACGGGCCGCAACUGCGAGCAGGACCUGGACGAGUGCGCGGCGGCGGGCGGCGGAGCGUGUCUGCACGGCGGACGCUGCAUCGACGCACCCAACGACUACACCUGCGACUGCACCGCCACCGGGUACACUGGCGCGCGUUGCGAGAUUAACAUAAACGAGUGCGAGGAGGAGCCGUCGGUAUGCGGGCGUGGCGUGUGUUAUGACACGUACGGCGGGUUCGUGUGCGCCUGCCUGCCCGGGUACACCGGCGAGAGAUGCCACAGGAUGUCUGCGUGCGCGUCGGGCCCGUGCGGCGCGGGCGGCGCGUGCGUGGAGGAGGGCGGCGGCGGCGGCUUCCGCUGCGUGUGCGCGCGCGGCUGGGCCCCGCCCCUCUGCACCACGCCCCUCCCCGCACCACCCGCACCACCCGCACCACCCGCGGACACCCCCGCCCCGCCGCCGGCCUGCGACGGCCUCGCCUGCCCGCACCACUCGCACUGCGCCUACCACAAUACGCAUAUAGAUGCGUCUAAUGCGGCCGCCGGUGUCGGUGUAUCGACUCAGCAAGUGACAUGUGUAUGUGACCAGGGAUAUUAUGGCGCGGCGAGCGUGGCGGCCACGUGCGCGGAGGUGAGCGCGGCGUGCGCGGCGGGCGUGUGCCUGCACGGCGCCACGUGCUCGCAGGCCGCAGAUUCCUUCCAUUGCGCUUGCGCACCCGGAUAUCGCGGCACGUACUGCGAGCAGGCGGUGGGCAAGGCGCUGGCCGACCUCAAGGCGCCCGAGCGCUGCGCCGCCGCCCCCUGCCUCCACGCGCGCGCCUGCCUCGACCUCCCGACGGGGUUCCAGUGCGAGUGUGAGGCGGGGUGGGGCGGGGCGCGGUGCAGCGUGGCGGAGGGCGCGGCGGGGGCCCCGGGGGGCGCGGGGGCUCCGGGGGCUCCGGGGGCGGACUGCUGCGUCGAGGGCGGGGACUGCCGCGCAGACUGCGGCGCCACCGCGGACUGCCGCGCCGGGGGCUGCCCGCAUCACCAGGAGUGCAUUGAGCAAGGGGGCGCUUGGAGGUGCGCGCCGGGCACCGCCGCCGCGGACGAGGAGCCGCCGCCGAGUGAGGGGGGCGCGGGGGGUGCGGGCGGUGCGGGGGGCGCGGGGGCGGCGUCGGAGGCGGGGGCGGCGGGGGAGCCCCCGUGCGCGGCCGCCGCCUGCCUCAACGGCACCUGCGUGCCGCUCGACGCCGGCCUCUACCGCUGCCAGUGCCUGCCGGGGUACACCGGCCGUUUGUGCGACCUCGACGUAGACGAAUGCACGCGGACACCUAAAAUAUGCAAAAAUGGCGUGUGUGUCAACACUGUUGGAUCCUACCAGUGCUACUGCAGACCCGGUUACACGGGCGACAGCUGCGACCAGGACAUUGACGAGUGUCUGUCGUCGCCCUGCAAGAAUGGAGGCACCUGUCACAACUUGGAGAACAAUUACGAAUGCACUUGCAUGGAAGGCUACGAAGGCAAGGACUGCUCCGUGGACAUCGACGAGUGCGUGUCCCGGCCGUGCGCCAUGGGCGCCACGUGCGUCGACGGCGUGGCCAGCUACACGUGCCUGUGUCCCGCCGGGCUAGAGGGGCCGCGCUGCGAGCGGGACAUCGACGACUGCCAGUCCGCGCCGUGCCAGCACGGAGGACGGUGCGUGGACGAGCUGAAUGGGUUCCGGUGCGAGUGCGCCGGCACCGGGUUCACGGGCGACGACUGCGGCCAGGACAUCGACGAGUGUGCACCGCAGCCCUGCGCCAACGGGGCCACCUGCCACGACGACCUCAACGACUACCGCUGCACCUGCCAUCCCGGAUACACCGGCAAGGACUGCUCGGUGGACGUGGACGAGUGCGCGGCCGGGCCGUGCCAGCACGGCGGCGUGUGCGUGCAGCGCAGCAACGCCAGCCUGUACCGCGAGCCGGCCGCGCCGCCGCUGCAGCUGGGCCCGCAGCCGCACAUGCUGCUGCCGGACCUCUUCUACGCGCCCUUCUCAUACCACAACGCCAGCGGGUUCGCGUGCGUGUGCCCGGCCGGCACGCUGGGCGCGCGGUGCGAGGUGGACGUGGACGAGUGCGCCUCCUCGCCCUGCGGACACGGCAAGUGUGUGGACGGGCUCGGAGGAUACGUGUGCCACUGCAGCGCCGGCUACGAGGGCGAGCGCUGCGACAUCGACAUCGACGAGUGCCAGAGGUACCGUCCGUGCGUGCACGGGCGCUGCUUCGACGGGCGCGCGUCGUACUCGUGCGCGUGCGCGGCCGGGUACGGCGGCCGGAACUGCUCGGUGGCGCUGCGCGGGUGCGACGCGCAGCCGUGCCGGAACCGGGGCACGUGCCGGCCCUGGCUGCGCCGGGAGACCGAGCACCGGUUCAACUGCUCCUGCGCGCCCGGACACUACGGACACGUCUGCGAGAAGAUAACGACGAUGUCUCUGGAGAAGAGCAGCUACGCGGAGGUGAACACGUCCCGCGAGGAGGGCUACGACCUGUCGUUCCGGUUCAAGACAACGCUCGGCAACGGGCUGCUGGCCAUGGGCCGCGGACUCACGUACUUCUUCCUGGAGCUGAGCAGCGGCCGGCUCAACCUGCACUCGAGCCUGCUCAACAAGUGGGAGGGCGUGUUCAUAGGGUCCAACCUCAACGACAGCAACUGGCAGAAGGUGUUCGUGACGAUAAACUCGUCGCACCUGGUGCUGGCUGCGAAUGAGGAGCAGACCAUCUACCCGAUCAGCCAGAAUGAGGCCUUCAACGCGACGGUGACAUCGUUCCCCAGCACUCGGCUCGGUACUGCCGGCUCUUCAUACGCCACGCUGCGCCACGGACCCAACUUCUUCGUCGGCUGCUUCCAGGAUGUGGUUGUUAAUGGCCAGUGGGUGCUGCCGGAGGACUCGAACGCGACGAGCACGGAGAGCGCGACCACGGAGGCGCCGGCGGAGGAGGGCGAGGAGGCCGCCGAGGAGGCGGAGGAGGCGGAGGAGGCCGCGGAGGGGGCGGCGGAGGGGCCCGCGGGGGGGGCGGGGGAGGCGGGGGAGGCGGGGCAGCCGCGGCGGGCGCGCGCGGCCGCGCUGCACCGCGUGCGCGCCGCCUGCCCGCGCACGCCGCAGUGCGCGCCCAACCCGUGCCGCUCGGGCGGAGCCUGCGAGGACGCCUGGACCAGCUUCGUGUGCACGUGCCCGCGGCCCUACCUCGGCGACACCUGCCAGUACAACUACACGGCGGCCACGUUCGGGCAGGAGUCUGCGCGCGCGCGCUCGGUGGCGCGGGUGCAGGUGGCGGCGGACGCGCGCCGCGCGGUGCACGCCGCGCUGGACGUGUCCAUGUUCGUGCGCACGCGCAAGCCCACCGGACUCAUCUUCUACCUAGGAUCGCUGCCCAAGGCGCACCCGUCGGAGGAGACGCAGGUGAGCGCGUCGCUGCUGGGCGGAGAGCUGCUGGUACACCUGCGGUUCAACCAGACCUCAGAGAACUACACCGUCGGCGGCACGCGCCUCGACAACGGACACCUGCACCUCAUACAGGUGGUGCGUAACUCGACGUUGGUGCAGGUGAAGCUCAACGGCACAGAGUACUUCCGCAAGUCCAUAUCGGCCGCCAAACAACUCGACGCACAGGUGCUGUAUCUAGGCGGGCCCCCGCCCCCCGCGGUCGCCACCGAGGACGACGAUGACCAAUACUUCAAGGGCGUCAUACAGGACGUGCAGGUGUCGAACGGCGUGAACGUGACGGUGGUGGAGUUCUUCCCGCUGCGGGUGUCGGGGCUGCACCUGCCGCCGCCGUUCGGGGAGGUGGCGCUGGACCCGGCCGGGGUGCUGCCCGGGGUGGUCUCCGACGACGCCUGCGCCUCCCGGCCCUGCCUGCACAACGCCACCUGCCACCUCACCUGGAACGACUACACGUGUACAUGUCUGCGUGGGUACAAGGGCAAACAGUGUGCGCAGGUGGAGUUUUGUCAGCUGCAGGACUGUCCGCCCAACUCGCACUGCAGGAACCUAGAUGCCGGAUACGAAUGCGUGUCGAAUGCAACGUUUGAUGGCGUGAACACGACGCUGUCGUACCGGCUGCGAGUGCCGCGCGGACUGCCACUCGCUGGUGGCGCUCUACAGCCACCCGACUCACUCACCAUCACCUACAGGAGCAAGACGGGCGGCACGCUGUUCCGCGCGGAGUCCCCGGAGGGCGCGGUGUUCAGCGUGGGCGCGUACCGCGAGCAGGUGGCGGCCGAGUGGAGGCUGCCCGGCCGCGCGCCCGCCCUGCAGCGCAUGCGCGCGCGCGACCACCGCCACUGGACCACGCUGCGGUUCACGCUGCACCGCGACCACAUCACAGGCGUGUUCGUGGAGGCGGACGGGCACGAGGAGCCCGGGUUCGUGGCGGCCAUCGACGUGGCGGCGUGGCAGCAGCUCGUCACCGACGGUGACAUACACCUGGGCGGCGUGCGGCGCGACAGGCUACCACCCACCACCACCACCAUCACGCUGCAGCCUGAGAACUCGACGGACGUGGCGGUGCUGGAGUACACGGAGGGCGCGCAGUACGCAGCAGACAACCUGGACGGAGGAUACUUCAAGGGCUGCAUGGGCGCGGUGCACGUGGGCUCGCUGCUGCUGCCAUUCUUCACGGAGCAGGAGCUGUUCGUGGGCUCGGCCGCCGGCCUGCUCGCCGCGCAGCCACACUACGCGUUGCUGUCCGGGCGCGGGUGGGGAGCGGCGGAGGGCGUGGGCUGCGUGCUGUGCCUGGAGCAGGACUGCUCGCGUGGCGGGCGCUGCGCAGACGUACGCAGCUCGUACGCCUGCGCCUGCCCGCCCGGGUACGUCGGCGACCACUGCGAGACGGACGUAGACGAGUGUCAGGAUAACAAGUGCCAGAAUGGAGCCACGUGCCAAGACGGCGUCGCCGCUUACACCUGCAUCUGUCCGAUGGGCUUCGAAGGAGAGCUGUGCGAGCACGACAUCGACGAGUGCGCGUCGUCGCCGUGCGAGCACGGGGGCACGUGCGCGGACGCGGCGGGGGGGUACACGUGCACGUGCGGCGCCGAGUGGAGCGGACCGCGCUGCGAGGAGCCGCGCCGCCGCCGCUGCGAGCACCGGCCCUGCGGCGGCGCCGCGCGCGCCUGCCGCGACCGGGCCCCGGAUCCACCGACCGGCAAUAACUACACGUGCGAGUGUGUCGAAGGAUUCGAGGGCGUGCACUGCGAGAGCGCGUUUUGCGAAGUGCAGCCCUGCGUCCAUGGGGAGUGCAUAGCUGAACCCACGGGGCCGCACUGCGCGUGCGAGGAGGGCUUCCUGGGCCGCUACUGCGAGGUGGAGCGCGACGAGUGCGCGGAGGGGGGCGCCGCCGCCUGCCUGCACGGAGGGCGCUGCCUCGACCUGCGCGCCGGCUUCCGCUGCGACUGCGCGCACACAGGAUGGACCGGCCUUCGGUGCGAGGUGGACGUGGACGAGUGCGCGAGCGGCGCCGUCAACUGCGGGCCUGGUGACUGCCGCAACCUCGACGGCUCCUACACGUGCGAGUGCUCGCCCGGGUUCUGCGGCCACGAGUGCGCGCUGCGGGACCCGUGCUACGAGCAGCAGCCGCCCGGCACCGACCUGGUGGACUCCGCCGGGGACUCCGCCGGCAACCGCACCGGGCCCUGCCUCCACGCCGGGCGCUGCCAGCAGCGCUGCGCCGCGCUCACCGACUACGUCUGCCACUGCAGCGGCGGCUGGACCGGCAAGAACUGCUCGCACCAGGGCGUGGCGGGCGCGGCGGACGAGGUGGGCGCGGGCGCGGGUGGGGGCGCGUGGCGCUGGGCGCGGGGGCGGCGCUGGUGGUAUAUAUAUAUAUAUGUAUGUGGUGGGGCAGGGCGUGGCGGGCGCGGCGGACGAGGUGGGCGCGGAGGGGGCGGGCGGGCGCGGGGGGGGCGCGUGGCGCUGGGCGCGGGGGCGGCGCUGGUGGUAUAUAUAUAUAUAUGUAUGUGGUGGGGCAGGGCGUGGCGGGCGCGGCGGACGAGGUGGGCGCGGAGGGGGCGGGCGGGCGCGGGUGGGGGCGCGUGGCGCUGGGCGCGGGGGCGGCGCUGGUGGUAUAUAUAUAUAUAUGUAUGUGGUGGGGCAGGGCGUGGCGGGCGCGGCGGACGUGGUGGGGCAGGGGGUGGCGGGCGGGCGGACGAGGUGGGCGCGGAGGGGGCGGGCGGGCGCGGGUGGGGGCGCGUGGCGCUGGGCGCGGGGGCGGCGCUGGUGGUAUAUAUAUAUAUAUGUAUGUGGGGGGGCAGGGCGUGGCGGGCGGGCGCGGGCGGGCGCGGGUGGGGGCGCGUGGCGCUGGGGGCGCGUGGCGGGCGCGGGGGGGGGCGCGGCGCGGGGGCGGCGCUGGUGGUAUAUAUAUAUAUAUAUGUAUGUGGUGGGGCAGGGCGUGGCGGGCGCGGCGGACGAGGGUGGGUGUAUGUGGUGGGGCAGGGCGUGGCGGGCGCGGCGGACGAGGUGGGCGCGGAGGGGGCGGGCGGGCGCACGCGGCUCGACUCGCUUCGCCCGGGGGCGGCGCUGGUGGUAUAUAUAUAUAUAUGUAUGUGGUGGGGCGGUGGCGGGCGCGGCGGACGAGGUGGGCGCGGAGGGGGCGGGCGGGCGCGGGUGGGGGCGCGUGGCGCUGGGCGCGGGGGCGGCGCUGGUGGUAUAUAUAUAUAUAUGUAUGUGGUGGGGCAGGGCGUGGCGGGCGCGGCGGACGGGGGGGGCGCGGAGGGGGCGGGCGCGCGGGUGGGGGCGCGUGGCGCUGGGCGCGGGGGCGGCGCUGGUGGUAUAUAUAUAUAUAUGUAUGUGGUGGGGCAGGGCGUGGCGGGCGCGGCGGACGAGGUGGGCGCGGAGGGGGCGGGCGGGCGCGGGUGGGGGCGCGUGGCGCUGGGCGCGGGGGCGGCGCUGGUGGGCGUGGCGGGCGCGGCGGACGAGGUGGGCGCGGAGGGGGCGGGCGGGCGCGGGUGGGGGCGCGUGGCGCUGGGCGCGGGGGCGGCGCUGGUGGGCGUGGCGGGCGCGGCGGACGAGGUGGGCGCGGUGGGGGCGGGCGGGCGCGGGUGGGGGCGCGUGGCGCUGGGCGCGGGGGCGGCGCUGGCGGGCGUGGCGGGCGCGGCGGACGAGGUGGGCGCGGAGGGGGCGGGCGGGCGCGGGUGGGGGCGCGUGGCGCUGGGCGCGGGGGCGGCGCUGGUGGCGCUGGCGGGCGCGGCGGACGAGGUGGGCGCGGAGGGGGCGGGCGGGCGCGGGUGGCCGCGCGCGUGGCGCGCCGCGGGGGCGGCGCUGGUGGUAUAUAUAUAUAUAUGUAUGCGGGCGUGGCGGGCGCGGCGGACGGGGGGGGCGGGCGGGCGCGGGAGUGGGCGCGGAGGGGCGGGCGGGCGCGGGUGCAACCCGCGCGCAGAGAUGAUGCACCACGCCCUCAAGCCGCCGCCCGAGGAGCGCCUCAUAUAGCGACCAUCAUCACACCCUCCACCAUC
This is a messenger RNA of Achroia grisella, 8231 nucleotides long. It is a transcript of the gene crb, whose product is annotated as protein crumbs. The record is from RefSeq and is a predicted model, not a curated record. Lineage: Eukaryota; Metazoa; Arthropoda; Insecta; Lepidoptera; Pyralidae. The transcript is spliced from 46 exons. The coding region runs from base 1 to 8205 and encodes 2734 amino acids. Gene Ontology annotation, molecular function: calcium ion binding.